AUGCCUAUUCCGAUUUUCGGUAAUUACUUUAUGAAUUUAUUUGGACUCAAGAGUAUUACUGUUAUUACAACUGAAUUAUAUAAAAGAUAUCCUAAUGAAAAAGCUAUAGGACGAUAUUGUGGUAAUACACCGGAGCUGAUUGUUCGAGAUCCAGAAAUAAUAAGAGAUAUUUUAAGUGUGGAUUUUGCAUACUUUCAUGAGAGAGGACUAGGUAGAGAUAUAAAAAAAGAACCUCUCCUAAUGAAUAUUUUUAAUGCUGAUGGAGAUUUAUGGAAACUUUUGCGUCAGAGAUUAACUCCAGCUUUCACCACAGCUAAGCUAAAAAGCAUGUUUCCUUUAAUUGUAAAAUGCGCAGAAAAACUUCAUGGAAUAGGCGAUGAAAUAGUGACAAAAGGUGGGGAAUGUGAUAUACGUGAUCUAAUGGCUAGAUUUACAACUGAAUUCAUCGGCGCUUGUGGCUUAGGUAUAGAAAUGGAUACGAUUACCAAUGAAAAUUCAGUAUUCAGAACGGUAGGUAAAGAAAUUUUCAAGCGUUCUUUUAGUGACGUUGUCCUUUUAGGCAUUUAUGAUGUCCUUCCAGAAACGAGAAAAAUGCUUAAUCUUUUUGAUAAAAAUUUAGAAAAGUUCUUCAUUGAUAUGAUUAUGAAAGUUUUCGAGCAGAGAAACUUUAAGCCUUCAGGUAGAAACGACUUUGUUGAUCUCGUUUUAGACCUAGCCGCCAAGGGUAAGAUAAAAGGAGAGUCAAUUGAACAGAGAAAUCCAGAUGGAACACCGAAAGAAGUCGAGUUAGACAUGGAUCACUUGUGUAUGAUUGCUCAGGUAUUCGUUUUCUUCGGGGCCGGUUUUGAAACCUCUUCGUCGUCUACGAGUUAUAUGUUACACGAACUUGCUUUCAAUCCAGACGUACAACAAAAAAUUCAUCAAGAAAUCGACCAAGUCUUAGCAAAACAUGACAAUAAAUUGUGCUAUGACGCGGUAACAGAAAUGCAUUAUCUAGACGCGGCUUUCAAAGAAUCUUUAAGGAUGCUUCCGCCAGUGGGUGUCCUCAAUAGACUUUGCGCCAACCACUAUAAAAUUUCUAAACUUGGCACGACUAUUGAUCAAGGAGUGCGAAUUAUUAUUCCAAUACACGCUUUACAGCAUGAUGAGAAAUAUUUUGAUGACCCUGAACAAUUUAGACCCGAAAGAUUUUUAAACGAUGACAAGAAUAGAACAAGUUAUGUGUAUAUGCCGUUCGGGGAAGGGCCUAGAAGUUGCAUAGAGUUAGAUAAUAAUAAAAAAUUGUUGUUAGUUAAUAUAGUUUAUUUGGAAAAACAUUUGGAUUCAUUAAGUGGAAUUUGGACUGUACGGAAAUUUCCAAAUUUGUCAUCGCUGAUGGACUCGGCUCUCAUUGUCAUUAAAAAGUGCUCGUUUGGGUCAUAUGCAGUCUCUGGCUGGUCUCGCUGCGCUGUUACAGAAGUUCUCAGUGGAACCUUCGGAGAAAACAAGAAGAAAAUUAAAGAUUAA
Melitaea cinxia (Glanville fritillary) is the source of this 1506-nucleotide messenger RNA. Its product is annotated as probable cytochrome P450 6a13. The coding region runs from base 1 to 1506 and encodes 501 amino acids. The record is from RefSeq and is a predicted model, not a curated record. The transcript is spliced from 3 exons. Lineage: Eukaryota; Metazoa; Arthropoda; Insecta; Lepidoptera; Nymphalidae. Gene Ontology annotation, molecular function: oxidoreductase activity, acting on paired donors, with incorporation or reduction of molecular oxygen; monooxygenase activity; iron ion binding.